UGACAGAAGCAACUAACUACCUAGUAUUUUUCAGUAAAUUGCGCUAUACUACAUAUUGAACUCAACACUGACCUUCAUCUUUGUUUUCUUUGUUUACAUGAAAAUAAACGAUUAAUAUUAAUAUGAGUUCAGACUCUACAGGUGAAAAACAUUCAUCACUGACAUUACGACAAUUAUUUUGGUAUCUGGUCAUGUUUUUCUGAAAUGUUUAAAUAUAGAAAUGAGGUUUUAUUUAAUGCUAACUGUUGGGAAAUCUGCAGACACAAACAGACAGUUAAACAGCUAAAUGUGUAUUUAAGGUGUUUUCUUUCAUGAAAACCAUGUUUUCUCAGUUUCCAGCAACAAUGCAUGCUGGGAAGUCUGUUAAUGUGCUGACGAUGUUUCCUUCAAGCCAAAAUAACUUUAUUUUUUUUAAUUUUAAGUUGAAUAAACUUGAAAUACUAAGUUAAUGUACCGUUAAACAACCGUGGUCAGUUAACAUGGCUGCAGUGUUUCAGUGGUUUUUGUCGUGGUAACCCUGCGCUCUGUCGCCCCCUGCAGGUCAAUCCAGUAACCACAGCUACUGGGAGCAGCAGCACAAACAGCUGAUGCAGAGUCUGUCUCCGGCGCUGCUCGAGGACUAUGGCGAGGACUAUGUGACCGAGACCAAGGAGCUGUUCCAGGACCACGCCCGCCAGGCCAACACCGACCUCAGCCCCGUCAUUGACUCCAUCGUCCAGGCGCUGCUAGCGCCACAGCCGCAGGCACGUUACUUCGCGGGGCCUGGCAUCGGCCUUAUGUACUUCAUACACAGCUACUGCCCCUUCAGCAUCAGCAACCGCUUCCUCCAGAAACUGUUUGUGAAGAAGACCCUGAUGCCGCGCGCUCUGAGGAAGCAGUCAGGCUUUGACCUGAACCUACACAACAACAACAACAACGAGGAGGAGGAGAAACUCAAGUAGCUGUGAGACGUAGAAACAUGCCAAUGGUUUCAGAUAGAGGACCACUCGUGUAACGCACCCUAGAGCUGUAUCCUGUCCUUUUGUAUGUGGUGUUUUUAAACUGUUGAAGGGAUCAUCACCAAAACGGUUUCUGUUUGUUUCUGUAUCGCCUAACCCCACCCGCCCCCCGAGGACACACCUGGAGGUCAGGGGGUGGAGCCUAGUAGAGGUGGAUCAGUGAGAUCAGCCGUACUGUACACACACCAAGAGAGUCGCACUGACUUCAUGUGCCUUCAUCACAACAGAGAUCAGCCGAGAGAAACCGACACUGCAGCAGCUGGUUUCUGACGGCCGAAACAUAUUCAAACAUCCAAACACCCCAUCGUCAGUGACAUCAGUAUGUCGUCAGUAUUACAACAUCAGACCCAACUGGCCAAAAUGGUUCAGCAAGUUCCAUCCAAAGACACCGGUCAGACUCCAGAUGCCGACUGAGCAGUUUGAAAUAAAUCCACUUAAACGUACAGAAAGUAAUUUCACAUAGUAAAACAAUGGCAGCUCUCCUGCUCACACAGGAUCUGGUAUUCCAGAUAAACAGUAAAAUGUGUUUGUGAAGAGAUUUGAGGAGAGAAAUAGUCAACAACAGAAUCUGGAUCCAUAUCUUAUCAAGCACCGUUUCGACAGUUU
Messenger RNA from Morone saxatilis (striped sea-bass), 1604 nucleotides. Its product is annotated as corticosteroid 11-beta-dehydrogenase isozyme 2-like. Lineage: Eukaryota; Metazoa; Chordata; Actinopteri; Moronidae. The transcript has a single exon. Bases 588 to 941 code for a protein of 117 amino acids. The record is from RefSeq and is a predicted model, not a curated record.